CUUAGGAAUCAAAACUUUUUGGAAUCCGUUAGCCGAUCGAUUUGGGGUCUAGCAUUAACAUUAUGCCUACAUGGAUAUACAAUAAACUAGACCUUGGGCCACUCAUACCUACUACGAUGCAGAUUGAGUUAGCCACAGAACAGACUAUCAUUGAUGUAAGUGGAAGCAAGAUCACCUUAAGGUUUGGUGAAAAGGAGAUAAGCUACAAGAUGACUCCAAUCCCCAACUUGCACAAAUACCUCAAACGGGACGAUGUCAAGAUGGAUUGUGAGCCGGUCACACCUCCUACCACACUGGCUUCAAGCCCCGAGAUAGAAUGGUUCAAUAUGGUAUCCCAUAUUGACCCCCAUGAUAGUAAAGUUGAAGUUGCAAGUGACUCUUGCAAAACUAUGAGGAGACCGGGUGAGGAGAAGUUUCAUUAUAAAAAGGAAACUCAAGAGUUGAUUAAAGUUUCUCAUCAAGUCAAUGAUCAUAGAAGGAAACUCAAAAGGUUCGUCUUUGAAGAGAGAUAUCCCAAGAAAGGACGUCGGAUGGUGAAGAACAACCUAGCUCCUAUAUUCGAAGGUGAAGAAUUCGGGGAAUGCUAUAAGCCAUUCAGGGAUAAUGUCAUUUCUACAAGGAAGAUUGGUUCCUUCAAUCAUACACAUCAACCUUCGAAUGGAUCCGUCCUAUCUCAAGCACCGGAUGAUGCAUCCGAGAGACUCCAUGGUCUUCACCUGGGACUUCACCAUAAGUAUGAUUUCUACGUAGAAUCAUCGGUGAAUGGUGGAGAUCUUUCCUUUUGAUCUUAAGGAGUCAAGUCCGGCGAAAAUACUAUUAAAGACACGCUUGUUUGGAGGCAAACCAACAACUCGGUUUGCGUAUCUUUUCCUUUUCUUUUUGAAUAAUUGCCUAGGUAGUAUAUUAGAGAUACAUCGAGAAUGAUUUAUAUAACUUAGUCCUUGUUUUCGAAUGUUUGAAUGAUUUGGAUGGAUGAUUAGGCUUAGGGAAUUGGAGGAAUUAUGUUGUCCUAAACAAGGCAAAGAUAGCAGUUAACAUACUUAAGAUCGCAGUAGCGAUCUUGAGUCUUCAGCCCGCCAUCUUGUUUGUGCUUAUUUAAAGGGGGAACUCACAUUUCACCCAUGUAUGUUAGUCAUCUUAUCUUUUUAGAUCUACAAGCCAUGUUUCUCCACUCCUCUUAGCUUGAUGAGCAUACCUACUCUAUUCUCAAUUUUCAUCAUAGUUCGAGGAGGAUUUUUAAUUGCUUUUGGAUUCUGAACAUGUCUCCUAGCAAGACAAGGUACAUUUUCCCGUGUUCCAUAUUUUAGUCACCUUAUCUUGCUCAACAUGUGUUGAAUGCUUGACAUCUUGAAUGCCCAUUUUCAUUUUGGCUUGACAUUUGUAUGGCAUUGGAUUGCUUUUCUUCUCUUUAAUGCGCUUGCUAUGUAUUUUGUGAGACCUUGGUGAGCAAUUUUUAUGCAUUUCUUUUGUUUUCAAAAACCGCCUACCAAAUGUUUGUAAAAAGUCCCCAACUACAUAGGCUUCAUUCUUUACAAUCAUAUUCAUUGAGCAUCAAAUUCUUUGCAUGGGUUAACUUAUACUACUUGAUUCUGCAUUGAUUUGGGAGAUCCCAUUGUUCAUUAUCUUGGAACUAUCUCUACAUCUAAGUUUCCUCACUUUCCCAUGUCUUAGUCGCACUCAAGCUUGGGGGGAAACUUAGAGGCCUUAUGAUAGUUCAUUGCAAAACUACCCUUAUGAUAUGCGAGGUUUGGAUUGAUGGUUUGUGCAUUGUGUACUACUUGUUUUGAAGGAUAAAAUACAAGACUAAGGAAAUGGCUCAUGGUGAGACUUCCUCUUCUCGUACCUCUCACCCUCAAUAAGGCCACCGGAUGAAGACAAGGAAAUCCAAAUCAAGGGAAGUAGUUGUUGAAGACCCACAUCCACCAUCAUCUAUUCCACAUAUAUCGAGGGAACUUCAUCAAGAUAAUCAAGUCAAUGACGGAGGCGGCAUAGAGCACAUUACUCAUUACUUUUGGAAUAUGUCCCGAGCAAUUCAAGAUCAAACUUCUGUGGCUUCAAGGAUUACGCUUAGGCGAGAGUUCAUGUCUCAACGGGAUACUCCUCGCACAAAUUUGGAUUGAGGAUGCAAUCCGUUCUAAAGUACAGAAGUUGGAAUGGCUUAAGUUGCUCUCUAUCCAAGAAAUAGUUAAAUGGUGC
Messenger RNA from Linum trigynum, 2196 nucleotides. NCBI's taxonomy places the organism in Eukaryota, Viridiplantae, Streptophyta, Magnoliopsida, Malpighiales, Linaceae. The record is from the annotation of a GenBank genome assembly.